This is a messenger RNA of Paraglomus occultum, 803 nucleotides long. NCBI's taxonomy places the organism in Eukaryota, Fungi, Glomeromycota, Glomeromycetes, Paraglomerales, Paraglomeraceae. The record is from the annotation of a GenBank genome assembly.
AGGAUCGAACAUUUACCGAAUACGAUAUUGAAAAAAAUUCGACGCUUCAUUUGGCUCCUUGUCUUCUCGGUAGCGCAAAGAAAUGUAAGAAGAAGAAGACUUAUACCACUUUAAAUAAGAUCAAGCAUAAGAAGUCGACAGUUUUCUCAAGAGACUCUUCGGAUGGACUGGCUGUAGCUACCUUGGGCCUGAAAGUCGCCAGCAUUGAAAUACACUUAAUAGCAUUGCUUGUACCAACCAGAAUAUACGUCAAGCAGGUUAUGAAUAUUGUGAAGGGAGCUACAGUUAAAGGUUUAUCUCACAUCACCGGCAGUGGAUUUUAUGAUAACAUCCCAAGGAUUCUGCCCGAUGAAGUUGGCGUCGUGAUUGAUGCAAGACAAUGGAAAGUUUCCACAGUUUUUAAAUGGCUUGCGCGUGUUGGUAAUAUUCAACUAGUCCCAACGGAUGCAGUUGACAACAUUACUCAUCAAUUGCAAGGUCCUAACUGGGCUACAGUAUUCAAUAUCGGGAGGGUUAUAACCGCUAAAGCUACUUUCAUGCAUGCAGACGAGUACAAUGAGAUUCUUGGUAGAAUUUGUAUAAAUUUUAACAAGCAACGAACAUUUCAACAAGUAUUAACUCAUAAGAGUUAUAAACACGGAAGCGUUUCCACAAACGAACGAUUGACAUUUGUUGGAAAGAAGACACUUCGGUUAUACGGUGCUGAAUAUCUGCUGAAUAAAAUCCCAUCCAACGAGUUAUUAGAGACAGUGAAGGAAUUAAAGAUGAUGAUGCGCAGGAAUCUAUUGGAACACUCGGAUUAA